Lodderomyces theae is the source of this 849-nucleotide messenger RNA. RefSeq names its product Ras family GTPase (gene RAS1). Gene Ontology annotation, biological process: signal transduction. The transcript has a single exon. Gene Ontology annotation, cellular component: plasma membrane. Gene Ontology annotation, molecular function: GTPase activity; GDP binding; GTP binding. NCBI's taxonomy places the organism in Eukaryota, Fungi, Ascomycota, Pichiomycetes, Serinales, Debaryomycetaceae. Bases 1 to 849 code for a protein of 282 amino acids. The record is from RefSeq and is a predicted model, not a curated record.
AUGUUGAGAGAGUACAAAUUGGUAGUAGUAGGUGGAGGUGGUGUUGGUAAAUCAGCACUAACCAUUCAAUUGAUCCAGUCGCAUUUCGUUGACGAAUACGACCCUACGAUCGAAGAUAGUUAUCGAAAGCAAUGUACCAUUGAUGGUGAACAAGUCUUGUUGGAUAUCUUGGAUACUGCUGGACAAGAAGAAUAUUCCGCCAUGAGAGAACAAUACAUGAGAACUGGUGAAGGAUUCCUUUUGGUUUAUUCCAUAAAUUCAAGAAAUUCGUUGGAGGAAUUGCAAACUUUUUAUGAACAGAUUUUACGUGUUAAGGACCGUGACCAAGUACCGGUAUUGGUUGUGGGAAACAAGUGUGAUUUGGAGAUGGAAAGACAAGUUAGUUACGAAGAAGGUCAAGCUUUGGCGAAUAGUUUCAAUUGCCCGUUCGUGGAAACUUCAGCUAAAUUGAGAAUCAAUGUUGAAGAAGCGUUUUUCGAUUUGGUGAAGUAUGUUAGAGCUAGUGAAGAGAGUGAGGGGCAAGAACGUUUGAAAGACGAGGGAGUAUCACCACAACAACAAGAGCAACAACUCAAACAGCAACAACAGCUGCAAGCACAACAGGCUCAAUCCCAAACACAGCCACAAUAUCAAUCGCAACAACAGGCCAAUGGUGUAGUGGGAGGAGCUGCUGCGGGUGCGGGUGCGGGUGCGGGUGUGGGUGCUGGUACUGGCGCUUCUGCCGCUGGUGCUGGAUCUGCAGCUCAGAAAUCAAAUGGAGCUGGACAAAAUAACUCACGAAAACAGCAAUCUCAGCAAAAUGGUUCUAGUGGAGAAAAAUCCAAAUCAGGCUGUUGUGUUAUUGUUUAG